This is a messenger RNA of Pieris brassicae (large cabbage white), 2621 nucleotides long. Its product is annotated as sin3 histone deacetylase corepressor complex component SDS3. The transcript is spliced from 7 exons. Gene Ontology annotation, cellular component: Sin3-type complex. The record is from RefSeq and is a predicted model, not a curated record. Bases 205 to 1224 code for a protein of 339 amino acids. NCBI's taxonomy places the organism in Eukaryota, Metazoa, Arthropoda, Insecta, Lepidoptera, Pieridae. Gene Ontology annotation, molecular function: histone deacetylase binding. Gene Ontology annotation, biological process: negative regulation of transcription by RNA polymerase II.
UGGUAGAUGCUAUAAUCGUAUUGAGUUCGAGAGUAAUUCUUAUUCGUAAAUUAAAUACUUUCUAAAAUCCAAGAAAUAAGAAAUCAUUGAUCUUUCUAUGACUAACAAAAGCUACUUGUAGAAUUGUUUCUUUUACUAGUUCUCCUACAUUGCAAUUUAAUUGCAUGUCUGCAGUUUACAAACGGUACGACGCAGUCAAUCUGUAUGCAACUAUUACGCAUCACCUCGACUAUGUCUUUCCAAGGAUCACCUUAUUCGGGCCCUGGGGAUGAAUACGACUUUGAGGACGAUGGGUAUGACGAUAUCGAUGAGUAUAGAGAUCCAGCGGAUGCAUUACUGCCUUCUCUAGUAGACGACAGCGACGAAGAUACAGAGGAAGCAAGUGAAGCAGAGCUGCCUAAUAAUGAUGAACCUCAAGAACUCAAGGAACAGAUGUACCAAGAUAAGUUGAUGAAUCUUAAAAAGCAAUUACAACAACUAGAAGAAAAUAUUUAUCCAGAGUUUACAAGAAGAGUGAAGCGCCUGGAACAUCAACUACAUGAGCGGUUACGCCUCAAUAAAAUCUAUAAAGAACACAUGUAUGAAGUUGUUGAAAGGGAAUACAUUGCAGAGAAAAAAGCUGCGGCUAAAGAAUUUGAAGAUAAAAAAAUUGAACUAAAGGAAAACCUGCUUAAAGACUUGGAAGUGAAACGAAAUGCAAUUGAGAGUGAGAGAAAUAACAUGGAACUGAAUGGUGAUUCUAUAGAGGUGAAGCCCCCAAUGAAGCGAAUAUUGAGAAGACGCGCAAAUGAACCUGCGCCAGCGCCUGAAAAGCGACGUAAACCGCUCGCUACUACACUUACUUUCCAGCUUGAUGACAGAGACAUAGACGCUGACCUUAGGGCCAUUUCUCGGAGUUCACCACCCAGACACCACUCACAUAAUUCAACACAACCCAGGAAACAUCUCAACUCAAAUUGUGAGUCUCCAGUCCGUGAAUCGCCCCCAGAACGCGAAACGGCAGAUACUCGAGUUGAAGACGGGAAGCUAUUGUACGAGCGCCGGUGGUUCCAUCGUGGGCAAAGUGUUUACGUGGAGGGAAGAGAUAUGCCGCGUUUCCCAGCGCAUAUACACGCCAUUACCGAUGAAGCGGUGUGCGUUAAGAAGACGAAUUCGGAACGUGUACGAAUCUUUGUAUCACAACUCGCCAGAGGUAAAGUGACGUUAAAAAGGCGCGCUUCAUAAUUUUAAGGAUUGUGUAUAGUUGUAUAUAUUAUAUUAUAUAUUGAGCGCGUGUCCUGUAUAGUAAAGAAUCCUUAGCGAGAACGAUAUCUAAAAUUGUGAACGUAAUAGAAUAAUGCUCUUUCGCAUCUUCAGUGACGUUCCGUGGGCGUAUUUGGCGUAACUCUAUAAAAGUAUAAAAAUGUUCAGCUGCGGUCUGCGGUCGUUUUUGGAACAUUACUGUAUCACUUAUUUAUACCUUUGUUAUGUUGUCGUUUAUAUGUAUUUUGCCUUAAAAGUAUGAGUAGCGUUACAUUGACGUAUUUAUUUUGUAAAAGUAAGUAGAACGUACGCACGCAUUUAUAACAUAAUGCAAUAUCUCUAACAACAUUCUUCUUUAAAUGAAUUCUAAGUGUGUAUGUGUGGUCGUAUUUGGAAUAAGACUGUAGCUCUUUAUAGUAAAAUACAAUUUCUUUCGUAUUGUCAAUUGGCUUUAUAUAGGCAUACAUGAUAAGUUUGUGCUAAGGGUACUCAGAUUACGUUUGGCCAAUAUUUGGUCAAAAACUAUGUUUUAUUUUUGUAGAAGACUAAGAUCUUUUAUUGUAAUUUUACGCACUUUUAUUUAAAAUACAAGUCGUAUGGCUCGAAUUCUAAAAUGAACUUAUUGAAAAUAUUCAACAGUUCGUUGUGGGAGCAUUUCCGUUUUAGAGUACGGGUUUAUUAGUCUAAUAACUUAUGAAAUUGAAAAAUUUGUCUCUCAUAGGAAUUUUGGUUAGUAUUUUACCCUGCUUUAAGCCGAAUUGGUUCAUUGCUUCACUAUAAAAUAUAAUAUAAAACUAAACAGUAUUUGUUUCAAAGUCUUUAAUUAGACACAAAACCACGAUACACGAACUCUGAAGUACUUCAAAUUGAACACUUAUGUCGUCUGUCGUCUCUUUCUGCCAUAUUGUGUUAGCCCUGUGAUGAAACGACACAGAUGACAUUAAUUUAAAAUGUUUCAUCAGACUAACCUGAAGAACUGAUUUAGUUCUGAAUAAUGGAUACAUAUUGUAAACUUUACUCUUUAAACGGAAACUGCUUUGUAUCACUCGUUACAUAUUUAAUAAUAUGAAUGUGUCUAAUAUUCUAUAAGCUUAUAGUUCGUUUUAACUUACGUAUGGUACGUUUUCAUUAACGUAAAUUAACGUAGCGUGGGACUAUAAAAUAUUUAAGGCGAAGAGAUGUAAAGGAGAUCGCGAAAAUAGUUGUAUGUUUAAUAAAGUUGUUUUAUUUAACUAAAAUAUGUGAUCUCACGUGUUGUAUUUAAAAAUCAACUAAAAGAAGUUAUUUUUGACAGUUUUUAAUAGUAAAUUGUAAAUAUUAUAACUAUGAGAUGAAUCUUUUACAAUAUAUCAGAACUAAGAUCUUUAUUAAAUGAUAUA